ACCUUUGCGGACCACGUCAUGGGCGGCUAUAAGUUCCUCAUGCGCUACCACAACCCCGGAGACGACCUGUACAUCUUUGGAUUCAGCCGCGGUGCCUACGUGGCUCGCUUUUUGGCGGAGAUGCUGGACUACAUGGGCCUCCUGGAGCUGGGCAAUGAAGAGCUGCUGCGCUUCGUCUGGAAAACCUUUGCACAGUGGCAGGAGCGGACCGGGGAUCAGAAGGAAAAGAAUAAACAGUUUCGCUAUAUGGCCGCUUUCCGGGAGACGUUUAGUCGGCCGGUGACGCAGAUUCGAUUUCUCGGCCUUUUUGACACGGUCAACAGUGUGCCCCGAUUCGAGAACCCGUGGAUGCAACGUAGCAAGACCCCCUACGCGUCACGGACGUCGGCCAAGGUUAUUCGCCAUGCUGUGGGAAUCGACGAGCGUCGGGCCAAAUUCCGUCAGGAUUUGAUCUCCGAGAUUAAACCCCAGAUGCAGUCUCGACAGUCUCGAAUCCGGGCGCAUAUGAAACGACAAGCGCGGCAACUUCACUAUCAAUUUACGCCCCAAGAUGCGCAAGAGGACGACGACACCGAAGAAGUCAACUAUUCGCUUUACCGGCCGUCUCGGCGUGGCACUCGGCCCAGAACGGCGCAUUCAACGCAGGCCGAGGAUAAUGAGUCGACGGCGUCUGUCGCAUCCAUCAACUGGGACGAGGAUGAAGAGGAUGAUGAACAAGAUCUGGAAGAGGUCUGGUUCCCCGGAGCGCAUGCGGAUAUCGGCGGGGGUUGGAAGCAAAAUGAAGGUGAGGGGUGGGCCCUCAGCCAUUCGCCAUUGGUGUGGAUGGUCCAAGAAGCUCGACGGGCUGGCCUGAGAUUCAAAAGUUCCAAACUGAAAAAGUUCCAAUGCUGGAACGGUCCCAUCGUGGCGGAAACUCUGGACACAGAAAUGAAAACCAGGGCCAAUGAGCGCGCAGCUGAUGUUGGCGGCGUCGCUGAGAAUCCCACACAAGACCACUCGCGGGACGACGAGUUCAAUGAGGCCUUGCGCCGCUCGAGCAGCGCUAAGCUGCACGACUGCCUUAAACUCGGCGACGGCCUUCCGGCGACCUCGGUGCUGUCAUGGAAAAUGAUGGAGUUCUUCCCAUUUCGGCGCAUGGAUCUACAAGGCGAUGGGACUUGGAAACCGAUCCGCUGGCCGCUCCCCCGUGGAGAAGUGCGCGACAUGCCCCAAGACGCCCAGGUCCAUGUCUCCGUCAUUCGUCGGAUGCAAGACAAUGACGAGUACCGACCGGGGAAUCUGAUUGUCGGGCGUGGUGGACGGGGGGUGCGAAAGGCCCCCAAAGACUAUGGCAUGGGCAGAUGGGAUGUGUCCAGGUAUGCCGGAUGUCCAGUCCGCGAAACGUACAUGCGCCAAGAUGUCGUAGCAGCAAGUUAGGACAGCCACGCGGAAUAAAUUAAGCCAAUGAACACGAUUCUGUCUUGAACAAGCCCCCCGGAUAGGCUACACCAGGUCUAGUUCUUCAUUGGGGGCGCUGGUUUCGUUUCGCGCCGUUUGCCUUGGUGUAAGAAUGACAGUUGGCCCGCCAAUUGUCC
This is a messenger RNA of Aspergillus candidus, 1574 nucleotides long. Its product is annotated as T6SS phospholipase effector Tle1-like catalytic domain-containing protein. The record is from RefSeq and is a predicted model, not a curated record. Bases 19 to 1416 code for a protein of 465 amino acids. NCBI's taxonomy places the organism in Eukaryota, Fungi, Ascomycota, Eurotiomycetes, Eurotiales, Aspergillaceae. The transcript has a single exon.